CCAGUGUGUUGGCAGCGCCGCGUGGCAACGGUAAUUGAAUUGAAUCGGGUAUUGUUAGCGGUUUUACCUAACGGAAAAUGUGACGGAAUAUUGGCGGGAUUGUCGUGUUAUAAUUUAUUUGUUUUAGUUAACACCGUGAUAUCGAGCAUAACGAAUCGAAUAUCGAGCAUUGUUAGCAGUGCAAGUGUAAAAGUGCUGAUGCUGUAACUUAAAUAAAAGUGUUACCCGUGUUAUGGCUCAACCAAAAUUCCAAAAAAGAUAUUUCCAAUCCAUGAGUGACUAAAGGCAACCAUGUCUUCCGGGGAGUGGGACCUGCGUGCCCUGAAGGCGCUCGAGGAGGAGGAGCAGCGUGAGUUCCUGGCCCUCAGCCAGAGGAAUCUCUUCGAUCCGCUGCCGAAUCCCACAGCGGAUGUGCCCAGUGCGAAGCCUUCUCUGACUUAUGCCCAGCUGCAUCCUCACCUGCUGAAGCUGCCGACGAUUGACGAGUGCCAGCUGAUGGCCGUCAAGCAGCAAAGAUCGGCGGCCCUGCGAUUCAGUCGUGCCCUCUCCUUGUCUGCCCACUCACUCACCUCUCGAACCGGAAGCGGUACGGCCGGCGGAAGCGGAAGUGGCCUGGGCUUUGGCCGCAAACUGAAGGCCCGCUUAGUGGGCGCCAAGUCGAGUGGCUCUCUGUCGCCCGGUCGCCACUCGCACAGCUACAGUGUUUCCCCGGUAUAUACGCCGCCGCCCAUGAGAAGAUGUGCCACCUUGCAUCACACGCAACCGGUGCGAAAGGUCUUCAAAAAUCUCCAACAGCUGCAGGAGCGGAAACGCCAGGCGGCCGGAAGUCAUCUGCAGAGGAUCGCUGGCACCGGAAAGACGUACUGGAAGUACGGAGCCAACUCCACGGCUGCCUCGAUAGUGGGCCAACGGGCACGCCAAAGCCAACAGAUCGAGGUGGAGGAGUCCAACGGUUCGGAUGAGGUGAACUCGGAGCCGCAGGAAUUCUCCGAGGCGGAAACGGGCUCCUGCAGCGUGCCACUCCCGUCGAAGGACACCAAUGAAAUACUCCGCCUGAUGCUCAGUGCGGCCAGUUCGGCGGUGACUGUGACGCCAACGGCGGCGGCCAUUGGUAACGGUAACGUGGCCGGAGCAACUGGUGGCGCCCCGCCACUGCGACGCUACCAGAAUGCCAGCGAUGUUGAGGAGGACGAAACUGUUGCGUACGGAGCUUUCCACCAGGCGGCCAAAAGCUUCGAGCGCGGCGCUCUCCUGCGAGUCGGCAGUUUAACAGCCCAAGAGAGCGCUAACGGCCACGUUAAUGCCAUGAGCCCCAGUCCACAAAACAGUCCCGUCAGGGAAACACAAUCCACAGCGGUGGGUGGCACGGGCGGCAAGCGGAUGUUCAAGUCCUGCUCGUUGGAUUGGCCCGGGGAUGCACAACAACAUCAGCAACAUCAAGCUGCAAGUCACGUGGAGGUGGUGGAGCAGCAGGGCAAGGACAUUCGCUAUCGGCAGAGGGAUCACUGGGAUCUCGAGCACGCCCACUUCCAUCCCGAGGCACUUGGACACCUCACAUCAAGCGCCACCGUCAUCGACGACGAGCUGGAGCAGCAUAUCAAGCACUGUUCCUGCUCCUGCAACCACAUGGGCUACGGCAACUCAAUGGACUAUCAGACGACUGGUUUCGGCGGACUGCCCGACGUCACCGAGCACUCGAACAUCCGCCGCACACUGUCCCGCCAGAACUCGAUCUCGAACAGCGAUUCCGGCGGCGAGAUAGCCAGCAUCCAGAAGUCAAAGGUGAACUUUGGCAAUCCUUUGGCCGGCGGCGUGGUCGUGGGCGGAGAUAUAGUGGGUCUGGACGCCAAGUCGCCCACAUCGCUGGGCUCCACGACUGGAGCCGGUGGCACUGGAAAAGCGAAGGGAAAAGCGUCGAGGAAAGCGAAUGCGGGAGCAGAUGGCGGACAGAAGGGCAGGAGAGGAUCCUGGCUGGUGGCCAUCACCCUGGUCAGCGCCAUCUGUCUACUGGCCAUCGCCGCCACCUUGGCCUACCAGCACUUUCUCAUGGCGCCCAGCCGCAAUUCCCAUGCCCAAAGACUGAGAAUCGUUCGUCGAAUCCUGCGUGAGGUGCCGCUGGUCGACGGGCACAACAAUUAUGCCUGGAACGUUCGCAAGUACGCCCACAGCAGCCUGGAACUCCAUCUCAGCCACGACGUGGACCACAAGUCCCUGUGGGCGCGGCCGGCGUGGGCGCAAACGGACAUGGAGCGACUCAAGCAGGGAUUAGUCAGCGUCCAAGUGUGGUCAGCAUAUGUGCCGUGCGAGGCGCAGGGCUUGGACGCGGUCCAGCUGGCUCUGGAGCAGAUCGACAUUGUGCGGCGCCUGUCGGACAUGUAUGCCCGGGAGACGGUGCUGGCCACAUCCUCGCAGGACAUCGUCGAGGCUCAUCGCCGGGGACUGCUGGCCUCGCUGAUUGGAGUGGAGGGUGGCCACACGAUUGGCUCCUCCCUGGGGGUGCUGCGAUCCUUUUACUCCCUGGGCGCACGCUAUCUCAGCCUGACCCAUCGCUGUGACGUCUCAUGGGCAGGAUCGAGUGCAUCGCCGGCGGAACAGGGACUCACGCCCUUUGGCAAGGCCAUUGUGCGUGAGAUGAACCGAUUGGGGAUGAUGAUAGAUCUGUCGCACAGCUCGGAUGCCACGGCCAGGGAUGUACUUCAGGUGACCCGCGCUCCGGUCAUCUUCUCCCACUCCGCCGCCCGCCAGCUGUGCAAUUCCACGAGGAAUGUGCCCGAUGACAUCCUACGCCUGGUGGCCGAGAAUGGGGGCCUAAUCAUGCUGAGCUUCGACUCCGAGGAUGUGGCAUGUGGGCGGCAGGCGCGCCUCCAAGAUGUUAUCGAGCACAUAAAGUAUGUGCGGGCCAUCGCCGGCAUCCAGCACAUUGGACUGGGUGCCGGAUACGAUGGCAUCGAGCUGCCGCCCUUGGGCCUGGAGGAUGUGUCCAAAUAUCCCGAGCUAUUGGCCGCCCUGCUGGAGGAUCACAACUGGAGCGAGGAGGAUGUGGCCAUGCUGGCGGGCAGGAAUUUCCUGCGCAUCAUGGAAACGGUGGAAACGGUGCGGGACUACUGGAAGCGAGCGGCCAUCCAGCCCAUUGAGCAGACGGAGCCGCAGCCCAAGACGCAGUGCACCUACAUGUCCUCGUGACCGCAGGCGCAGGCGGUGAGGCAGCGACGGGAUGAGCCGCCCAUGGAGCGAGCCAAUCGCACCACUGCCACCUUGGCGGGGGAGCACUACUGGCAUCACAGUCCGGACUCAAGGGACUCCGCCUCCAAUCGCACCAAUCCGGCGGUCAUCGCGGCCACGGCAACGAGUUUUACGGUCAGCGAACUGCUUCAGUAAACUGGCUUGGACGGUCAAUCAAAGUAAGGGAUUUUGGCUUGCGGUUCGGCUCGCUGGGAUUUUGCGAAAGGAGGGGGGCCGGUGACGAAAACCCGGAAAUGGCCUUUAAAUGAUUUCAAUUGCAGAAAGGAAUACAUUUUUCUUAAAAUUUGGAAUAUUUCAUAAGUUAUAGGGAACGAGAGACAAGUUUUGCAGAAGUCAAAUUUUGCAGGUUCCUUAAAAUAAACAACCCAUUAGGUACUUUUUUCAAGUUUGCUUUACCCAAGCCCACGUAAAUUGAAAAAGGAUUUUGAAAAGGUUUUCGGGUGCCGAGUAUUGGUGACCCAAUUCAAAAUUCUUGAAAUAACUCAAUAUGUACAUAUACUAGCUACUUCUUGCAAAAUCUCCUUUGUGCUGCCAUCAACCGCCCUCGGGUCGAAAAGUGAACAACUGUCGUGGCGAACCUCGUGAAUAAUUAGUGUGUACUCGUAAUUUACUUCCAUAGGAUGCAUUGAUAGGCGUAUGAAUAAAUAAUAAUAAUAUAUGUACUAGUAUUUAGCCCAUAAUUGUUUGCAGCUAUACUUAUUGGUGUUGUGGCAAUGCAUAAUUCAUGCACAGUGCGCAUGAUACCUAUUGAUGUUGCUGUACCACGGGGCGUAUGCGCGACGCAGCGAACACCGAACACCGAACCGCAAACCGAAAUCGUUGUUGGCCUGCCUGUGACUGUAUUAUAUAUAUGUAGGGCGCACAUCAAUGAUUCACGCAAAUUAUCGCAAUUAAGCGCAAUAUAUUUAAUCACAUACAUCACACAUACACCCCAAUAUUAACCAUCAAAACGAAUUAAUUGCAGCAGAUUUCCCACAGUUGGCAUUUAUGCCGGGAUCAUAGGGUCAACUGUAUAAUCAGUAAAUGUGUAAUCAGUAAGCACCGCCAGCAAUUCAAUUAAAAGGAGAUUUUUCACCCUGGCUGCAUGUGAAUCCAACUGAAUUUCUGUAUUAGGCUAGUUAACAGAACAAAAAUGCAAAAUCCCAAAAAACAAAAUCAAAAAAACGAAUUGUUGUUCGUGUAUGCGUAGCUACAUAUAUACAUACAUAUAUACCACUCGAAAAACAGAAAAUUAAAGAAAAAGCCAGCAAAAGCAGUGCGUAUAAUCGAAUAGACCGACACGCAUUUCCAUAAAAAUAAAUCGGAAAUAAA
Messenger RNA from Drosophila erecta, 4554 nucleotides. RefSeq lists its product as uncharacterized. The coding region runs from base 292 to 3183 and encodes 963 amino acids. Gene Ontology annotation, biological process: proteolysis. Gene Ontology annotation, molecular function: metallodipeptidase activity. The record is from RefSeq and is a predicted model, not a curated record. The transcript is spliced from 4 exons. Lineage: Eukaryota; Metazoa; Arthropoda; Insecta; Diptera; Drosophilidae.